Mercurialis annua (annual mercury) is the source of this 1994-nucleotide messenger RNA. RefSeq lists its product as uncharacterized. The record is from RefSeq and is a predicted model, not a curated record. The transcript has 6 exons. Gene Ontology annotation, biological process: protein transport. The coding region runs from base 474 to 1874 and encodes 466 amino acids. NCBI's taxonomy places the organism in Eukaryota, Viridiplantae, Streptophyta, Magnoliopsida, Malpighiales, Euphorbiaceae.
GGAACGAAUCUGACGUGGCAACUCUCUCUCUCUCUCUAAAAUUACAAAAGCUAGUUCUCUUUGUUUCUCUCUCUAAAAGCCGAGAGCUGUUUUAAUUGCUUGCUUUUUGAGCUUCCCAUCUGGAGAUUCUUCCAUUCAUUGACCAUUCAUCUCUCUCUAUUAUUUGUCAUAUAUAAAUAAAACCCAUUGCCUCUCUGUGUUUCUUGCUCUGUAAACCAUCUCUAAUUCAGAGCCCGAAUUUUGAGUUUUUUUUUAUCAAUCAUUUCUUUAAAUUUCCGUUUCUUGGCCGGAGCUUAAAAUCUUUUGAUUUCUUUCUUGGCUUCUUGGAUUUGAUAAUGCAGAUUCUUGGUGUUUCUUGAUUCCUCCCAUUUUCUUGUUUUUUUUUUCUUUCUAAAUAUUUAAAGAAACCCAAAGAAUCUAAUUCAAACUUCAAACCAAGAACCCAAAUUUUUUUCUUCUUCAAGAGAUCAAACAUGUUAGACGGAUUGUUGAAAUCUAAAUUCCAUACAAGAUGCAAGUCGCUGAUAAAGAUGACGAAGACACGACUGGACGUGUUAAAGAAGAAGAAAUGCUCUGUUAUUAAGUUCUUGAGGAAUGAUAUGGCUGAUCUUCUCAGAAAUGGUCUUGAUUAUAAUGCCUUUUGCAGGGCUGAAGGACUUCUGGUGGAGCAGAAAAUGAUAGCUUGUUACAAUUUCAUUGAACAAUUUAGUUCAUGUAUCUCAACCAAUGUUACAUCCAUGGCUAAACAGAGGGAAUGCCCUGAGGAAUGCAGAGAAGCUGUCCAAUCCUUAAUAUAUGCUGCAGCAAGAAUUGCUGAAUUAACCGAGCUACGCGAUCUUCGAAGUCUGUUCACGGAUCGAUAUGGGUGCCUCGAAGCUUUUAUCAAUAAAGAGUUUGUUGAGACAUUGAAGCCAACAGCGACCACAAAGGAGAUGAAACUUCAAUUGCUGCAUGAUAUAGCAUCAGAUUUCAAUAUAGAAUGGAAUUCCAAAUCAUUGGAGCAAAAACUCUUUAUACCACCUUCUGCUCAUCAAGACCAGCAUAAGCAUGAGAGUUUAAGAGAUGCUGAUGAUUCUCCACCGAAAACGAAUAAAAGGGGACUUGCAUCUCAUAAAAGCAAGACUAACAUUGAUGAGAAAUACAAUCUGGCAAGCAGUGAAGAUGAUAGCUUACAAGCUGCAGGUUCCAGUUCAGUAGGAAGUGUUUCGGAGGAUGAAAUUGAUAGCCGAAAGCCGUUUAACUACAGAAUCAUCCCUCCCCCUUAUGUUAGACCACAAGUUUCAAAACAAGAAAGCAAGAUUGAACCUCCUAAUUCUGAACCAAAUGACAAUUUUGUCUCAGAAGAAACUACUCAUCAGGAUAAUUUAGGUGAUAAAACUAAGCUGAAACCCAAAUCAGUCCGACGAAAACCAAUGCAGUCAGCUCAGGAAAAUAUCAGUAGUGUUGAUCAUAGGCCAUUGAAGCCACCGCCAGGCCGCGAAAAGUUUCUUAAAAAUAUGGGAUCAGGUGUUGGGUGGUUCAGCAAGAAUAAUGCAAGUGCACUGAACGAUUUAGAAAAUGGUGAUGAUAAAAUUGACGAGGAGGAAAAGAUGCUCGAUGGACUGUUGAUGCAUUACUGCAAGGACAAAGCGAAACCAAUUAAUGAUGAUGAGAAUGUCGAUUCAGGCUUGGUACGAAAUGCAAAAUCCGACUCUGAAUUACGUGUUCUUCAAGGCAGAGAAGCGGAACGAGCAACUGCUAACAAGGCAAGAACAACGACAAGGCAUAGUCGGGCAGUUUCAUUGCAGCCGGAGACAGGGAACGGACAUGUACACCCUAAAAUGCCCGACUGUGAUGAUAUAGCAGCUCGUAUUGCAGCUUUUAGAGCAAGAUAAAACAAAUAUUAGGAGUUUGUUAUAGUUAUUUGAGUGUUUUAGUUUUAUAAAUGUGUUGAUUUCUAUAUGGUAACAAAUGCUAUACGUGUGUUAAUAGCUAUUAAUUACACUAACUUUCAA